Sparassis crispa is the source of this 1515-nucleotide messenger RNA. RefSeq names its product Cell division control protein. Gene Ontology annotation, cellular component: septin ring; cell division site; cytosol. The transcript has 10 exons. Gene Ontology annotation, biological process: cytoskeleton-dependent cytokinesis. The coding region runs from base 1 to 1515 and encodes 504 amino acids. Gene Ontology annotation, molecular function: GTP binding; molecular adaptor activity; GTPase activity. NCBI's taxonomy places the organism in Eukaryota, Fungi, Basidiomycota, Agaricomycetes, Polyporales, Sparassidaceae. The record is from RefSeq and is a predicted model, not a curated record.
AUGUCUUCUACGGGUGUCGGCGUAACGUUUCAUACUGAUCCCUUCCCCUGGCACACCGUACUACCGAAGCCAAAUGUGCGAAUAGACGCCACAGUCUCAAUCAAUAGUAAACAACAGGACCACUCGCGCUCGCUAGCAUUUCUUCCUCUCGUUCCAUCCCUUGCCGCCAUCAAGAUGACGGACUCGUAUGUUUCCACUGCCAACGGCGACGCUUCCCUCUCCCAGAACGGCACGAGCAAGAUGAAUGGUUCCAGCCCAUCAUUGGCUACGUCGCCCAACGAAGUCGCCGCUUCGCCCAUCAUACGCAAGAAGCUCAUGGGCUUCGUCGGUUUUGCCAAUCUGCCUAACCAGGUGCAUAGGAAGAGCGUGCGCAAAGGCUUCCAGUUCACCGCCAUGGUCGUCGGAGAGUCAGGUCUUGGAAAAUCGACGCUCAUUAACACUUUGUUCAAUACCACUCUCUACCCCCCCAAGGAGCCUCUACCUCCCAGCGCAGAGCGCCCUCAAACGGUUGCUAUUGAAAGCAUCAGCGCCGAUAUUGAGGAGAAUGGUGUUCGGCUUCGUUUGACCGUAGUUGACACGCCUGGUUUCGGCGACUUCGUCAACAACGACGAUAGCUGGAAGCCUAUCGUGGAGAACAUUGAGGCUCGAUUCGACUCGUAUCUUGAGCAGGAGAACCGAGUGAACCGGCAAAAAAUAGUCGACAACCGCGUACACGCUUGUCUCUAUUUUAUUCAGCCCACGGGUCACUCGUUGAAGCCGAUUGACAUCGAGUGCAUGCGUCAGCUUCACACUAAAGUCAACCUGAUCCCCGUCAUUGCGAAGGCCGAUACCCUCACGGAUGAGGAAGUGGCAGAAUUCAAGGCCCGCAUUCUUGCCGACAUUGCCUACCACAAUAUCCACAUCUUCCAAGCGCCCACGUACGAAAAUGAGGAUGAGGAGGCAAUUGCAGAGGCUGAAGAGAUUGCGAGCAAAAUUCCCUUUGCGGUCGUCGGUUCUGACAAAUACGUGAAGACACCCGACGGUCGCGAAGUCCGUGGUCGUGCGUAUCCAUGGGGUGUAGUAGAGGUGGACAACGAAGACCACUGCGAUUUCGUGAAGCUCCGACAGAUGCUCGUCCGGACAUAUAUGGAGGAACUCAGGGAGUACACCAAUGAUGUCCUGUAUGAGAACUGGCGAACGGAGAAGUUGGUCAGCAUGGGAGUUGUCCAGGACUCCAGUGUCUUCAAGGAGGUCAACCCUGCCAUCAGGAUACAGGAGGAGCGCACCAUGCACGAGGCCAAGCUUGCCAAGAUGGAGGCCGAGAUGAAGAUGGUGUUCCAACAGAAGGUGCAGGAGAAGGAGGCGAAGCUCAAGCAGUCGGAAGAGGAGUUGUAUGCCAGGCAUCGGGAGAUGAAGGAGGCCCUCGAGAAGCAGCGGUUGGACCUCGACGAGAAGAAACGGCGGAUCGAGGCUGGGCGUCCACUGACCCCCGAAAAGAAUGUCACUGGCAGGAAGAAGGGCUUCCUCCGCACUUAG